Molecule: messenger RNA, 1427 nt
Organism: Megalopta genalis
Lineage: Eukaryota; Metazoa; Arthropoda; Insecta; Hymenoptera; Halictidae
Source: RefSeq, a predicted model, not a curated record
UUUGUAAGAAGGAUCAUCGUGCUGCGACAAUUUUUCUUAGAGUUAUCGUCUGUCAUGGUUGAUUCUUAUUCAAAAUUUUUCUAUGCAGUAAUUUUUUCAAGCACUAUACAACGAUUGUCAUAGUGCAUAAUAAAAACAGUGGCGCAUUGCAGUCGUUCUGUAUCACAGAUUGUUCAGCAAAUUCCCGAAUAACUAUACUAUCAGCAAAGCAACCGCGGAGGCCGCUGUACUAAAAUACGGACAAAAUAUUCCAACAGGGAUUGUCAGACCGUUUAUUGUCAUGCCGACAUCGGAGGAACCAUAUGGUGGUACUGGCGCUGUUGUUGGAAUUGCCCGUGGUUUCCUACGUACAAUAUAUUGCAUACCUGAAUACGUCUCUGAACAGAUACCAGCUGACUACGUCGUGGCUACUGUUAUUGCUGCAGAUUGGGACAUUACGAACAGGAAAUCUCUAACGAAAUUGGAGAUAGACACGAACCUGACUGACGAAGAGAAGGUACCUAUAUAUAAUUCGGUAUCGUCGCCACAGAAUCCAAUCACUUGGCGACAGUACCAGGAACUGACUAAGAAACAUGGAGUUCGUGUACCGUCUGUACACACUAUUUGGUAUUACAUGUUUUACUUCUCCAGAAAUAAGUUCAUGAAUUGCGUUUACACUUCCCUGUUGCACACGACACCAGCGAUUAUCGUAGACACGAUAGCACAUCUCAUAGGUCGUAAACCAAGCUGCAUGGUUCUUGCCAUCUCAGCUUUGCCAAAUUCUAUGAACUUACUGGACCACAAUGGAAGUCGAAUGACAAUAAAUGUGUUCACAUUUGUCACACGCGAGGUAGAACAAUCAUUGAAAAAUAUUGGGACUUUUCAGCUUAUAAGGGACACAUAUAAAAAACUACAUAUGUAUGCUGGAGCGAUCAAUUAUUUCUCGGCGAAACAGUGGAUGUUCCGCAAUGAGAAUGUGAGGAAAAUGUGGGGAAAGCUAAAUUAACGAUCACCAUGAGAAAAGUAGUAAUUUAAAGCCAAAGAUAAGUUUAAAUUUAAACUAAACGUAGAUAAUGUCAGACACACGGGCAACUUGUAAUAUUUACGCGAUAGCUUAUAAUUAGCAUCGACGUCUUUUAGUUUUAAGGUACAAUUUCUGUCGAUUCCUACAAUUUUUGCAACGUUCUAUUCUGUUCCAUUGACUUUCAGGUUCAAUUAUCGCGGUUGUUAACACACAAUCCCUUUCUCCAAUGAUUUCCAGAUUUCUGAUCAAUGCGGAAAUGAAUGUAAUGAACUCGCUUAAUGAACUCGCAACUGUAGGAAACAGCGACAGCUUGUUUGCGUACGAAUUGUUGGAACAAUCAAAAGACGGAACACAUUACCAUAUAAAGAUAGUCAUUCUCGCUCUUUAAAUAAAACUAUCACAUCGCGGUCCUUCGCAUUCGAAA